This is a messenger RNA of Fonsecaea erecta, 1089 nucleotides long. RefSeq lists its product as hypothetical. Gene Ontology annotation, cellular component: nuclear exosome (RNase complex); cytoplasmic exosome (RNase complex). The transcript has a single exon. The coding region runs from base 1 to 1089 and encodes 362 amino acids. NCBI's taxonomy places the organism in Eukaryota, Fungi, Ascomycota, Eurotiomycetes, Chaetothyriales, Herpotrichiellaceae. Gene Ontology annotation, biological process: U5 snRNA 3'-end processing; U1 snRNA 3'-end processing; nuclear polyadenylation-dependent rRNA catabolic process. The record is from RefSeq and is a predicted model, not a curated record.
AUGCCGUCGUUAGAUCCCACAACCACGCUGAACGCUUCGGUCCCUGCUUCUGCCAUGCCAAUCAUUUCACCCAAUGCCCUUCUCCACGCCCACUUGAAGCAGAGCCCCCCUCAACGCCCAUCAAACCGCGUCCCUUCAGAACCGCGACCUAUCCAGCUCAACGUGGGCUCGUUGACACAUUGCAAUGGAUCAUCCUUGGUGAAAAUCGGGGCGACGACGAUAGUGUGCGGCGUGCGCGCCGAGAUACUCCCUACAAGCGAGAUUCCCAGUUUUCGAGUCAACAAGUCCUCGGGACGGGUCCGGCCAAAGCCGCCGAGAGCGAAGAACGAGGUGGAUGACAACGAGGACGAAGGAGAAUACUCGCCGAUGCAACUGUACAACCUUGUGGUGCCAAAUAUUGAGCUAGGCACAGGUUGCUCGCCCAAAUACCCUGCCAACACAGCCCCUUCCGUCGAAGCGCAGUCAAUAUCCCAGCGGCUGCUGUCGUUACUCCACUCCUCGCAGCUCGUCAGAACCUCUGACCUCGAAAUCAUCUACACUCCGCCUGCUGAGUCCCAAGACCUAGAGCUAGGAAUAGAUACAGAACCUCAGUUGAAAGCGUACUGGACACUGUACGUUGACAUGAUGUGUAUCAGCCAUGGCGGAUCCCUGUUUGACGCAGCCUGGCUCGCACUCCAUGCUGCACUGCAAAACUGCCUCCUCCCAAAGGCCUGGUGGGAUGCCGACUUGGAAAAGGUCAUCUGCUCAAUGGAUGUGAAAGAAGCAUGCAAACUACGGCUGAGAGGAAUGCCAGUACCCAGCAGUUGGGGGGUGUUUGUGCCCGAAAAACGACUGUUGGCCCUGCAGAAUGACGCAGAAGAUCGGUAUUGGAUUCUUAUGGACUUGGAUGCUUUCGAGGAAGAGUCUUGUGUGGAGGUGGGUUGUAUCACGGUGGAUUGCAGCAACGGCGCCAAUUCAGCAUUGAUUUUGAGAAUCGAAAAGAGUGGCGGAUCUGUGAUCGGGGUCGAUCAGAUUGCAGAGGCGGCCGAAUUUGCAAAACGGAGAUGGCACCAGUGGAAGCAUGUGUUGGACACCGCAUUGACUGCUUGA